AUGAUUGAUCCUGUGAUAGAUCCCGAUGGAAACAGCUACGAACGACGAGCAAUAAACGAUUGGUUGACGCAUAAUUCAACGUCACCAAUCACUCGAAACACUUUAAUUAUCCAUGAUCUAACACCGAAUCAAGCGUUACGUCAGACCAUUGAACAAUUUAAGGCAGCCAAUAACGUUACGCCGCCUGCUUUAGUUACAUCAACUCUUGCCACAACGGAGUCUCUCGACAUUGAUCUGAAAGUUAGUGUUAGUUAUGAAGGUGGCUGCGCCUAUAUUUCAGUCAAACCACCAAUAGGUAUUCAGCGUACCCCGUGUGAUAUUUGCUGUGUCGUUGAUACUUCGGGCUCGAUGCAACACGAAGUUGAGUCAAAAAAUGAGCAAAAUAAGGUGGAAACAUUUGGUCUAUCUCAGUUAGAUCUCGUCAAGCAUGCCCUCAAAACCAUCAUUCACACGCUGAGUGAACACGACCGUUUGUCGGUAGUCGAAUUUAAUCGAAAGGCAACAGUUUUAUUUCAACUGUUGGAAAUGAAUCAGGAUGGAAAGGCAAGUGCUCUGGCAGCCAUCGAGCAGCUCGAGCCAAAUGGAGCAACAAAUCUGUGGGAUGGACUAAAGAAUGGACUUGAUGUUCUCUCGAAAGGAUCAACUGAUAAAAGUAAUUCGGCAUUGUUUAUUCUUACGGAUGGCUGUCCGAACGAAGAGCCACCGAGUGGCCACAUACCAACGUUAAAAGAGUACAAAGAAAAAACAGGCUUUUCAUGUACCAUAAACACAUUUGGAUUCGGAUAUACACUAAACAGUCAGUUACUAGAAGAAAUUGCUGUUAUUGGAAAUGGUACAUAUUCAUUUAUCCCUGACGGUGGUUUUGUUGGCACAAUAUUCAUUAAUGCUCUCAGCAGUCUUCUAACAACUGUUGCCACAAACGUUACCUUAGAGGUAAAACCUUCUCAAAUAUCGACCGUUCUCGAUGAAAAAUACACAACAUUAUAUGAAACCGAAAAGUUUGACGGUAACGGUUUAAAGAUUCACAUUGGUUCUGUCACCUAUGAUCAACAAAAAAGUGUCAUUAUACCGAUAAUGAAUGAUGCAACACAAGUGUCUUUUGCACUUCAUUAUACAUCACCGCUCAAUAAAGAAUCUACAAAAAUUUCGGUUGAAAAAGGAACAACGAACGUUAACGGUUUUUUGAUUGAUCACUAUCGAUUAGAAUUCGUUAAUACAGUGAGAACAGCAAUGAAUUUAAUGGAAAGUGACAAGUUUGAUAAUGCUCAAAAUAUAAUAAAAACAUUGGCGAAAGAUAUGAAAUCAUCAACGGUUGCCAAAGAGCCGUUUAUCGUUGAUUUGUUGAAAGAUUUGGAAGGACAAGUUACUGAGGCAAUAUCAAAGAAGGAAUGGUUUGAACGAUGGGGAAAACUGUAUUUACCGUCACUUGCACGUGCUCAUCUCAUGCAACUCUGCAACAAUUUCAAAGAUCCAGGCGUUCAACAUUAUGGUGGUGAAUUGUUUAAUCGUCUCCGAGAUGAAAUUGAACAGAUAUUUAUCGGUCUUCCUUCACCCAAACCAUCAGCUCGUCCUGCAGCUGAACCCGUUCCAAUGAAUACCUACAUGAACUAUUCAGCAGGCUGUUUUCACGGUAAUUGCAUCGUGACUUUAAAUAAUGGUCAAACUAAAUUACUCAACAAAAUUCAACGAGGUGACAUUUUAAGUGGUGGUGCUCGUGUUGUUUGUGUCGUUGAAACUUUGUGUAAUAGUGAAGCAGUUACAUUUGUUUGUGAUGAAUUAUGUGGUAAGAAAAGUGAUGAAAAUUAUAAAUCACAUUUUCAGUUUUAUAUUAAUCAUUAUGAUAUUGUCCCAUAUCUCCUUUCGAUUGUCUGUCAGGAAGGAGAACGUGCAUUAAAAGGAGCAAUAGUUUCUAGUGCAAUUAACGCAAUAAAACAAAGAGCAACUACUUCUCUUCCUCCUACGGCUGCUGAAGCUUUACUUCGUCUUCCACCAGUUUGUCAUACACUUUUAGAGUUGGCAAUAGUUGCAUAUAAACCAUUUGAAAAGAUUUUGUUCAAAGUACCACGAAGUGAUACCGGUGAAAUUGAUUUUGAAUUAUUAUUAAGGUAUUGUCAAGAUCAUUAUAUUGAAAAUUAUAUAAGAGAAAUACAUGUCAAUGUAAUUCACAAUCAUAUUCAAAAUGAACAUAAUCGUCCUGAUCAUCAUCAAGAUGUUAAAUUAGUUGAUUAG
Didymodactylos carnosus is the source of this 2229-nucleotide messenger RNA. The record is from the annotation of a GenBank genome assembly. NCBI's taxonomy places the organism in Eukaryota, Metazoa, Rotifera, Eurotatoria, Philodinida, Philodinidae.